This is a messenger RNA of Parascedosporium putredinis, 1311 nucleotides long. Lineage: Eukaryota; Fungi; Ascomycota; Sordariomycetes; Microascales; Microascaceae. The record is from the annotation of a GenBank genome assembly.
AUGCGUCGCGCUGCAGUCCUCUCCGCCUUCGUGGCCGCCGUUGCCGCCCAGUCGGCCGGCACCGAGACCGCCGAGACCCACCCCAAGAUGUCUUGGUCCAAGUGCUCGGAGGGUGGUAGCUGCACCAAGGUCAACGGUGAAGUCGUGCUCGACUCCAACUGGCGCUGGACCCACGAGGUCGGUGGCUACGAGAACUGCUAUGACGGCAACAUCUGGACCGACCUCUGCAGCAGUCCCGAGGAGUGCGGUACCAAGUGCGCCAUCGAGGGUGCCGACUACGCCGGAACAUACGGUGCGUCCACCAGCGGUGAUGCCCUCACCCUCAAGUUCGUCACCGAGCACGAAUACGGUGCCAACAUCGGCUCUCGUCUUUACCUCAUGGAAACCGAGGACAAGUACCAGAUGUUCACCCUCCUCGGUAACGAGUUCACCUUUGAUGUCGACAUGUCCAAGGUCGGCUGCGGCUUGAACGGUGCCCUGUACUUCGUCUCUAUGGAUGCCGAUGGUGGUCUUGCCAAGAGCCCCAACAACAAGGCUGGCGCCAAGUACGGUACCGGUUACUGCGAUGCUCAGUGCCCUCGCGAUCUCAAGUACAUUGACGGCAAGGGUAACAUCAUUGGCUGGAACCCCUCCGACAACGACCAGAACGCCGGCCAACAAAAUCUCCACCGCCUACACCCCCACCCCUGCACCACCGUCGGCCAGCACACCUGCACGGGCGACUCCUGCGGCGGCACCUACUCCGACGACCGCUACGGCGGCACCUGCGAUCCCGACGGUUGCGAUUUCAACUCGUACCGCCAGGGCGACCUCGAAUUCUACGGCCCAGGUAUGACCGUCGACACCAACAAGGUCUUUACCGUCGUCACGCAGUUCAUCGAGGAGGCCGGCCAGCUCUCCGCCAUUCGUCGCUUCUACGUCCAGGACGGCAAGGUGAUUGCCAACAGCGAGUCCCUCAUCGAGGGCAACCCCGGCAACGAGAUCAACGACGAGUUCUGCAAGGCCCAGAAGAAGGCCUUUGGCGACGGCGACGUCUUCAACGAUAAGGGUGGCUUCCCCCAGUUCACCGAGGCCGUCGCCGGCGGCAUGGUGCUCGUCAUGUCCCUCUGGGACGACCACUACUCCAACAUGUUGUGGCUCGACUCCACCUUCCCCACCGACGCCGCCGCCUCGGAGCCUGGCAAGGCUCGUGGUUCUUGCCCUACCGACUCUGGUGUUCCUGAAGAGGUUGAGGCUUCUCAGGCCUCUGACCAGAUCAUCUUCUCCAACAUCAAGUUCGGCCCUGUCGGCUCUACCUUCGACCAACCUUAG